AUGUCACCCUCAUUGCCGUCUAUACAGGAAGCUGAAGCUAAUCUCCAGACGCGUCCAGCGCAGCCACCGCGUGAUGAGGUAUCCGGUUCUGGCCUGAUGUUAUAUCCACGGUCGGCCGUUGGAUGGAACUCUGCAGAGGAUGGCUCGAUUCAUUCAAUAUUACGUGAUAACUGCCGGAAGCGUCUCUACGUGAAACCAAUAGCCUGGACGUCGGACCAUCUACAACUUUUAAGGUGUAGGUUCAACUACCGGCCGGCGCGUUCGUGGCCUAAAGAGGAACGAAGCAAACGCCAGCCAUUGGAGCCGUCUCAUGCUCAAAAGAAUGUGGAACAGCAGGCUGAGCGGAGGACUCACGAGUCUCAGCGGCUCCGAUACGCAAAUAAUUUGAAGGUCUUGCUGGCAUAUCCAAGCUUACUCGGAGGCAAGCAGUCUGCGAUUGAGGAGAUCCUUGAGGCCUACGACAUACACCCCCAAAGAUUGGACUUCCUGUCCUUCGACUUCAACCGACGACAUGCUGCACACCUUGCAACAGAUGGCAUUUUCUCGUCUAGCGCGGCUCCUUCAAGCGUUGCUUUUAUCACUUUCGACACGAUCCAGUCGCUACGCACCAACCACGUUCAACCUCACAAGUCAAAGAGUGUACCCGUCCUCCGCCAAAGACGGAAACGUUUGCAGCUUCUGGGGCCUCCCAAUCCAACAGAGGACCCAUACGUCAUAGCCGUCCUAAUUGCCCUGGCUCAAAACCAGAGGCGAGAACAACAGGAACACAAGCAGCAAAAAGAAAAAGGUAUGGAACAGGGAGCUCCAGGCGCAGCUCGGUCAUUCAAGGUCCACGUCCUUGCCGUCACAUGCGCAUCGGCAAUGUACCUCUACGUCUACACCGCCAACAUCCCCGUGGAAUUCCUCGAUAAGUUCGACGAACCGUACAUGUAG
This is a messenger RNA of Aspergillus campestris IBT 28561, 933 nucleotides long. RefSeq lists its product as uncharacterized. Lineage: Eukaryota; Fungi; Ascomycota; Eurotiomycetes; Eurotiales; Aspergillaceae. The record is from RefSeq and is a predicted model, not a curated record. The coding region runs from base 1 to 933 and encodes 310 amino acids. The transcript has 4 exons.